AUGUUAUUGGUGUGGCAAGCCACUAUCAAUGACAUUCAAUCCUCUAAACCCAUUAUCAUUCCUAGGUGGUACAAUAAUAAUUAUUCAAAUCAUGUUGUUGACUUGUCAUUGCAUGGAUUUAGUGAUGCCAGUAAUAUAGCAUUUGGUUGUUGUAUAUACUUGUUGUGUUCCUUUGAUGAUGAGCACAAAAUAUGUUCACUUAUAACUGCUAAGUCUAGGAUUGCCCAAAUUAAAAAUACCUCUAUUCCCCGACUUGAAUUAAAGGCAGCCCUAUUAUUAGCUGAAACUAUGUCAACUGUUAAAAGAGAUUUAUACCCUGUACUUAAAUUUAAACAAAUAGUCUGUUGGUGUGAUUCUACUAUAAUAUUUUUAUUUACAUCUGCUACUCCACGUGCUUUGUUUUUAGAUCUUGUUCCGGACACUUCUGCUGAAUCAUGCAUAAGAAGUUUACGGAGAUUUUUUGCGAAACGUGGCACACCUUCCAAAAUCCUCUCAGACAAUGGAUCACAAUUCACCUCCAAUCUUACUCAAAACUUUACUUCAUCUCUCGGUAUCACGUGGCAUUUCAACAUCCCCGCUGCUCCGUGGUGGGGAGGGUUCUUUGAACGACUAGUUGGAUCCACUAAACGCUGCCUUCGCAAAAUAACACAUAAAGAUCAGCUUUCAUACAAAGAACUGUUAAGAUUUCUUGCUGAAGUAGAAUCAAUAUUGAACAAUCGACCAAUCACGUUUAUGUAUGAAUCACCAGGAGACUUACCACUUACACCCAAUCAUUUAAUAUAUGGAAGAUCAACUAACUUUAAAGGUAUUAACGACAAAAAUUAUAAAUUAAACUUGAACACCCGAAGUACAUACAUAGAAGAUACAUUAAAUCAUUUUUGGCAAAGAUGGGAAAAAGAGUACCUAACCGAACUUAGAGAAUUCCACAAAUGUAAGCAAAAUAGAGGAACAAAUAAAAUAGCCGUCGGCGACGUUGUACUGAUUCACGACUCAGACACCAGACGAGGUAAUUGGAAGACAGGCAUUGUUCAGAGCCUUAGUAAAUCAUCUGACGGACUCAUCCGUGCUGCCAAAGUUAGAUACAUUAUGAAUGGAAAAACAAUGUACAUUCAAAGACCUGUAAAUAAACUGUAUUUAUUAGAAGCAUUAGACGCCCCUAUUGAAACAAUGAAGAUCAAUUUCUGCGAUGAAAAGGACAUAAAACAUUUCGUUAUACAUUAA
This is a messenger RNA of Hydra vulgaris (swiftwater hydra), 1221 nucleotides long. RefSeq lists its product as uncharacterized. Gene Ontology annotation, biological process: DNA integration. The record is from RefSeq and is a predicted model, not a curated record. Gene Ontology annotation, molecular function: nucleic acid binding. Lineage: Eukaryota; Metazoa; Cnidaria; Hydrozoa; Anthoathecata; Hydridae.